Messenger RNA from Columba livia (rock pigeon), 3678 nucleotides. RefSeq names its product kazal-type serine protease inhibitor domain-containing protein 1. Gene Ontology annotation, cellular component: extracellular region; interstitial matrix. The record is from RefSeq and is a predicted model, not a curated record. The transcript has 4 exons. Gene Ontology annotation, molecular function: insulin-like growth factor binding. Gene Ontology annotation, biological process: regulation of signal transduction; regulation of cell growth. The coding region runs from base 295 to 1185 and encodes 296 amino acids. Lineage: Eukaryota; Metazoa; Chordata; Aves; Columbiformes; Columbidae.
CUUUUCAGAGAGCUUCAACUCAGCUGUCAGAAGGGGCAGUUUGGUUUCUGUGCAAGCAAUACUCGCAUUCCAAACUGCAUUAAAGAAAAGCCAGUGGGUUCGUAUGCAUUUUUAUUAUCAGUUCCAGAUUAGGAAUCUGACGCUAAUUUCUUUUAAAAGCCUGUGUUUGCAGUAGAAUUUAUAGUCUAAAACAAAAAAAGGAUUGUGAUGUUUUUCUCCCAGUAGCUGGCUCUUUUUCCCCCCGCCCUGGCUUUACUCCAAGGACCUUUUCUGCUUGUUCGUUACAUUCUCAAGAUGAAGCACCCGAUGGCUACAGCAGUGCUGGUACUAUUGGUGCAGGUUUCUCAGAGUUUCCCUGCUUUGUACCACCGAGGUUGGUGGAGGCUGUUACGGGAAGGAGACAGUUGUGGAAAAUGCGAUUUGGCACUUUGCUCUGAGCCGAAAGACUGUGUGGCCGGGACUGUUUUGGACCGUUGCGGCUGCUGUCGCGAAUGUGGAAACGCGGAAGGUCAGAUCUGUGACCUGGACCAGGGCAAUCAUUUUUACGGGCAGUGUGGGGACAACCUGGAGUGCAGGCUGGAUGCUGAUGAAACAAGGUUCGGGGAAGUCCCUGAACCCCAGUGCGUGUGCAAGUCUCAAGAGAGCGUCUGCGGACCUGAAGGGAAAACCUACGAGAACAUCUGUCAGUUCAACAAGGCUUAUGCUACGAAAAGAAAUAUCAGCAUGAAACAUAAAGGACCGUGUGAAUCAGCUCCUGUUAUUUCUAUGCCACCUCAGGAUGUCCAGAAUUUCACAGGCAAUGAUGUCAUUUUUGGCUGUGAGGUGUCAGCCUAUCCUAUGCCUCACAUCGAAUGGAAAAAAAAGGGGAAUAAAAUGUUUCUGCCGGGAGAUGACACCCACAUCUCAGUACAGGCACGAGGUGGGCCUCAGAAGUACGGUGUGACAGGCUGGCUGCAGAUACAAGGCCUCAAAAAAUCAGAUGAAGGGGUUUACAUCUGCCACACCAAAAAUAAGCAUGGUGCGACCUAUGCCUCUGCAAGAUUGAAAGUCAUUGAAGACUCAUCUGGUUUUGCAUUUACCGAUGGCAGUAGAAGUGCAAGCUAUAGUAUCGAAUAUGGGGAAUAUUAUGACCAUUCUGAUGAUGAAGAUGAAGAAGAAUAUGAAUCCGGGGACUAUGAAAAUUGAAACAUCUCAGAAUAAUAAUUUUUAUACAUCUGUUAUCCGAUACCUUUCACACUCUUACAUUUAUGAGUAGUCUCGAUGCUGUAAAUGGCUCCUCUGAUAACACGCACAUUCAUUUACGUAUCCGUCUUCCUGAAACUCAGCUUUGGCUGAAGUGUAUCAUGCUACUUACCAGACAUAAGAACAGUUGUAAAUUCACACAUUAAGACUGUUAAACAAAAUUCUUAAACAUGCACCUGUCUACUAAGUAUACUGAAGGGAUCAAACUGUAUAUUCAUUUUUUAAAUGUAAAUUAUAAUUUCCUUCAAGCAUUCUAAUUUGUCUACCAAAAAUGUCCAUAGUUAAAGAAAAUUUGUACCUUGUAUCAAUUUCCUUUUUUCUGUAACGUACUAAGAAAUACCAAGAGAUUGUUCACAUGGCAACAAGCCUAAGUAUGAAGGUUGCAAAAGAGCCUUUAAUCCCUUAGUUCAUAUUUUCUCAUAAAUUUUAGCAGGAUUUUCCAUCUCAUUUGAAAUUUUCCAUGGUUAGUCUCAUCAAGGGUCAAUUAUCUGUCUUUUGGGGCGUUGUUUACUUUUAACAGAUACAUGAAGCAAUCACAGUUUAAAGCAUAAGUGCUGUUUUACUAACAAUACUCAAUUGUUUUACUAACAAUACUCAAAAAGACUUCUCAUGCAUGCAAGCAGAGACACAUACCUUUCAACUUCUUUUUGUGACAGUUCUAGCGCUACUCCUGACAGUGUCAGCUCCUUCCCUCCAGCCUAGGCAACAGUUUAAGAUUUGGGAUCAUUAUUUUUACUCUGAACAGCAUCGUGUUUGGUGAGAAUCACCGCAGUCUAAAGGCAGCGGCUGUUCUGUAGCUCAAUACGUGCCCUUCAAACGCACAGAGAUCUGCACAACAGGGCCUGUCCAAGACUUGCUCCUACAUCUGACAUAUCUAUAUUAUGUCCAAGUAAAGCGCAUUCGGUAUCACCACACUUUUGCAAAUGGCAGACAGAAAACAAGCAUCAUUUUUUCUGAAAACCAACAGAACGUGUGCACAUUUCUCAAAUAGUCUCAACCACUUCUUGAUCAGCCUGAACCAGACAGAGAAUGUAACACAAUUUAAACAGAACACUUCAAAGUGUAAAGUGAUCACACAGAAAAAUUUCUCCAGUUGCUUUUAACUAAUGACAUGAAGGCUGGCUCUGCGUUAAUGGACGAUGGAAGAUACUAAGCUAUGAAAACCACUUUUGGGAGGCAGUUACACCUAACGGUUGCUAUGGGCUGGGGACAGAUGAAUAGCAGUGAAUUACUGAACACCAUUAAUGACUAAAGAAGCAAAAGUUCAGGUAUCGGAUUGUAAAGCCACAGUAUUUGCAGUCUUCUUUAUCCAGAGCACAUAAACAUGCAGUGAUUACUGUGCACACUGAUGUAACUCAAAUUAAUGGUGUUAAGGAAGUUUUAAAGGCAAUUUCACUGUAUGACUACACAUACUGCCUAGAUUUUUUUAAUGUAUAUACAGUGCAUCACAAACUCCUCCUUUAAUGUUGUGCUGUCUUGUGCUUUUGUGACAUUAGGCAGAUUUUUCCUUUCAAUUUGAAUUACAUUAAGAGAUUUGCUAUAGACUGUGUUUGCCCUGAGGCGCUAUUGAUCUUUGCCCAUGUAGCAAACAAUCAAAGAAUAAUUAAUUUUGUUUCAGACUUCCCAGAGCAUUGUCAGCAUAGGAGUAGAAAACAUGCCACUGUGUCAUUGAAAAGAUUAAUUAGUUUUAAUUAGGAGUAUCAAAUGGCUUCACUUUUAACUACUGAUUUUGUUAUUUGCCACCUUGGUGAUAUGUCUAAUCUUUUUUUGGCUUAUCCACUGUAUAUUAAUUCAAACAUAAUAUUGUCUGGUAGAAAUCACUUGUUUUUGUUUGGUUGGUUGGUUUUUAAGUGGGCUUUUAAAAUUAGAGAUGAAUUGUGACCUGCAUUGUAAACGAACAGAUUACUAAACCAAUCACUAAAUUGUGGCAAUAUAUACUGGCAUAGACUAGUAUGUGGCACAGAAAAUAAUCUUGAAAUCAUUAGCUAUAGAAAUAAAUUAGAAUUCUUCAGGGGCUUUUGCUGCUGUUAAUGUCAAAUGAAAACCACAAAGAAAUGAAUGCUUGAAUGAGAAAAUGUGUAUCAGAAUCAUAUCAAAACCAGAUGGCAAGUGUUCGGCCUGAUGGACUAUGCCUGUUUAAAAAAAAUUAACCUUUCAAAAGGUUAACAAAAGAUUCCAAAUUAAAUAUAUUGCAUUUGUCUCUGUUAUGUAUUUUUUAUACAUUUAAUAAUUUGCUGUAAAUUAUCAGCCAUUCCUUUUAGUAAGAAAACUGCAUGUUAGGAAAAGUCCUGAUGUGAUACAAAAAAAUAAGGAACACCAAUACCCUGACCACUUGAUAGUUCUUUUCUUGGAGGGACUGAUAUGGCUGGUUUUCUUUAUAUACUUUAGUCAGCUCACUUAAAAUCAAAUAAAUUAAAAAAAAAAAAAAAAAAAAAA